ACGGGCGAACAGGGUACCCGAAAAGUACCCUCGCGGGCUCGCUUCGCUCGCCACGCUUCGGGCACGGUGGCUCGCUCCGCUCCGCUUCGCUCACCACCUAAUUACUAAAGGUAAUAGUUGGUGGCGUGGACAGUAGAGGAACUAUCCCGCUGGCGUAGCUCCUCCCCCUUGUGUCGUAACUCCUCCCCCAAAUGGAAAAGGUCCCUUAGCCCACUUGAUUCUAGCAUCUACCCUGCUGCAGCCUCCCAGUGUCCGUGGAGAUCAGGAACUCUAGCUGUGAGGAACGGAGUCUUUAUUACACAUCACACGUUCUGCAUUCUCUCUGAUUGACCGAGGAUGGACAAGGACAGUAGUCACAGGACUGAGAGGAUAAUAAAAAUCACCCUGGAGAUCAUCUACCUGCUUACUGGGGAGGAUUACACAGUAGUGAAGAAGACAUCCAGUGAGUGUGAGAUACUCAACAGCCAUCCCCGUGUGUCAGGACGACUGAGUAGAACCCAGAGCCCAAUCACGGUGCCUCCACCUGACUCACUAAUACAUGAGAGACACAGUGACCAAAAGAUCCUGGAACUCACCAACAAGAUCAUUCAGCUGCUGACUGGAGAGGAGGGGGAGUAUAUAGAGGAACACAGGGGUCUGUACAAGGACGUGAUGAUGGAGAAUCACCGGCCCCUCACAUCACUGGAUGGGCCCAGUAACAGAGAUACCCCAGAGAGAUGUCCCCGUCCUCUGUAUUCCCAGGAUUGUACAGAGGAGAAUCACAGGAUCCCACAGGAGGAUCAGGGUGAAGCCCAAUUAAAUAAUAUUAAAAUCAAAGAUACAGAGGGAGAAGAAGAGACGUAUGUGACUGAUAUAAAGGCAGAAGAUAUAGAGGGAGAAGAAGAGACGUAUGUGACUGAUAUAAAGGCAGAAGAUAUAGAGGGAGAAGAAGAGACGUAUGUGACUGAUAUAGAGACAGAAGAUACUGAGGAAGAAGAAGAGACGUAUGUGACUGAUAUAAAGGCAGAAGAUAUAGAGGGAGAAGAAGAGACGUAUGUGACUGAUAUAGAGACAGAAGAUACUGAGGAAGAAGAAGAGACGUAUGUGACUGAUAUAAAGGUAGAAGAUACAGAGGGAGAAGAAGAGACGUAUGUGACUGAUAUAAAGGCAGAAGAUAUAGAGGGAGAAGAAGAGACGUAUGUGACUGAUAUAAAGGCAGAAGAUAUAGAGGGAGAAGAAGAUACAUAUGUGAGGGGUGAUCAGCCGUCUAAGGAGAAGGAGAUCCCUACAGAUAUCAGCACAGCAGAUGGACACACAAGCAGGAAUAUCUCAGAAGGACAUCUAAUGUUAUCCCCGGAUUGUGACAUAAAAGAUAAUGACAGUAGACAGGAUUCUCCAGGAGAUAACUCCAUUACCCCAAUUAUACAUCCAGCUCUAUCAGCUGAUCCCUCUGAUCCUGGGAAAUGUUCUCCUGAUCACUCUGAUAUUGGUGCAUCUGUUACAGCUCUGACAGUAGAUACAGUGUUUCCAUGUUCUAUAGAUGCCAAAUGUUUUACACAGAACACAAAGCUUAUUACCCAUCAGGCAGCUAAGGCAGGUGAGAGGCCAUUUCCAUGUUCUGAGUGUGGAAAAUGUUUUACAUACAAAUCACUUCUUGUAAUACAUAAGAGAAUACAUACAGGUGAGAAACCAUAUUCCUGUUCUGAAUGUGGGAAAUGUUUUACCCAUAAAUCACAACUUAUUACACAUCAGCGAAGUCACACAGGUGAGAGGCCAUUUCAAUGUCCUGAGUGUGGGAAAUGUUUUCCACAGAAAUCAGAUCUUGUUAGUCAUAACAGAAGUCACACAGGUGAGAAUCCAAUUUCUUGCUCUGAGUGUGGGAAAUGUUUUACACGGAAAUCACAACUUGUUAUACAUCACAGAAGUCACACAGGUGAGAAGCCAUUUUCUUGCCCUGAGUGUGGGAAAUGUGUUGCCCGGAAAUCACAACUUGUUAGACAUCAGCGAAGUCACACAGGUGAGAAGCCAUUUCCAUGUUCGGAGUGUGAGAAAUGUUUUGCACUCAAAUCGACUCUUGUUAUACAUCGCAGAGGUCACACAGGUGAGAAGCCAUUUUCUUGCUCUGAGUGUGGGAAAUUUUUUACACUGAAAUCACAUCUUGUUAGACAUCAGCGAAGUCACACAGGUGAGAAGCCAUUUCCAUGUUCUGAGUGUGGGAAAGGUUUUGCACACAAAUCAGUUCUUAUUAUACAUCAGAGAAGUCACACAGGUGAGAAGCCAUUUCCAUGUUCUGAGUGUGGGAAAGGUUUUGCACACAAAUCAGUUCUUAUUAUACAUCAGAGAAGUCACACAGGUGAGAAGCCAUAUUGUUGCUCUGAGUGUGGGAAAUGUUUUACACAGAAAUCACAUCUUGUUAAACACCAGAGAAGUCACACAGGUGAGAAGCCAGGACACACAAGCAGGAAUAUCUCAGAAGGACAUCUAAUGUUAUCCCCGGAUUGUGACAUAAAAGAUAAUGACAGUAGACAGGAUUCUCCAGGAGAUAACCCCAUUACCCCAAUUAUACAUCCAGCUCUAUCAGCUGAGCCCUCUGAUCCUGGGAAAUGUUCUCCUGAUCACUCUGAUAUUGGUGCAUCUGUUACAGCUCUGACAGUAGAUACAGUGUUUCCCUGUUCUAUAGAUGCCAACUAUUUUACACAGAACACAAAGCUUAUAACCCAUCAGCCAGUUAAAGCAAGCGAGAGGCCAUUUCCAUGUUCUGAGUGUGGGAAAUAUUUUACAUACAAAUCAGCUUUUGUUACACAUCAGAGAUAUCACACAGGUGAGAAACCAUUUCCAUGUUCUGAGUGUGGGAAAUGUUUUGCACGGAAAUCAAAUCUUGUUAAACAUCAGAGUAGUCACACAGGUGAGAGGCCAUUUUCUUGCUCUGAGUGCGAGAAAUGUUUUACACGGAAAUCAAAUCUUGUUAAACAUAAGAGUAGUCAUACAGGUGAGAGACCAUUUCCAUGUUCUGAGUGUGGGCAAUGUUUUGCACAGAAAUCACAUCUUGUUACACAUCAGAGAAGCCACACAGGUGAGAAGCCUUUUCCAUGUUCUGAGUGUGGAAAAUGUUUUGCACAGAAAUCCAAUCUUGUUACACAUCAGAGAAGUCACACAGGUGAGAAGCCAUUUUCUUGCUCUGAGUGUGGGAAAUGUUUUGGACGCAAAUCAGAUCUUGUUACACAUCAGAGAAGUCACACAGAUAAGAAUCCAUUUCCAUGUUCUGAGUGUGGGGAAUGUUUUGCACACAAAUCAGAUCUUGUUAUACAUCAGAGAAGUCACAGAGGUGAGAAUCCAUAUCUAUGUUCUGAGUGUGGGAAAUGUUUUGCACACAAAUCACAUCUUGUUACACAUCAGAGAAGUCACACAGGUGAGAAGCCAUUUUAUUGCUCUGAGUGUGGGAAAUGUUUUACCCAGAAAUCAUGUCUUGUUAUACAUCAGAGAAGUCACACAGGUGAGAAGCCAUUUCCAUGUUCUGAGUGUGGGAAAUGUUUUGCACACAAAUCAGAUCUUGUUAUUCAUCACAGAAGUCACACAGGUGAGAAGCCAUUUUCUUGCUCUGAGUGCGGGAAAUGUUUUGCACAGAAAUCACAUCUUGUUACACAUCAGAGAAGUCACACAGGUGAGAAGCCAUUUUAUUGCUCUGAGUGUGGGAAAUGUUUUACCCAGAAAUCAAGUCUUGUUACACAUCAGAGAAGUCACACAGGUGAGAAGCCAUUUUAUUGCUCUGUGUGUGGGAAAUGUUUUACCCAGAAAUCAAGUCUUAUUAUACAUCAGAGAAGUCACACGGGUGAGAAGCCAUUUCCAUACUCUGAGAAAUUUUCAGCGAUGUUGCAUUCUGACGAUUCAAUGCCAGACCUGAUAGCUCAAGAGGAACAUGAGGAAGGUGAAUUGGGCCAGAAGUCAGAUAAUGAGGUUACUGAUAGUCUGGCCAUUGAUAAUCUCAUCGAUUCUCUGAAUAAGCAGUUAACAGAAGCAUGGAAGAAUCCGGAUAAACGGUUUUCUAUGCCUCAACGGUUUCUGUCAAGUUACCCGUUCCCAGAGUCUAUGACGUCUAAAUGGUUCCUAAAUGUAAAUUAUCUGGAUCAGCAUUCAAAUCCUAUAGACCUCAGUCCUUUCGAGGCCAUGCUAGAAGAACAACCAUACACAGUAGACAUGGUAGAUGACGUGGUUUUCAAUAAACCACUAACCGUCAUGACACUAAGACGACCGACAAGCCAGUGGCAUGACGGGCUUCCAGCCCAUCUCGUAUCUUCAGUUGUGGCAGAUGGACACACAAGCAGAAAUAUCUCAGAAGGACAUCUAAUGGUAUCCCAGGAUUCUGAAAUAACAGAUAAUGACAGUAGACAGGAUUCUCCAGGAGAUAACCCCAUUACCCCAAUUAUACAUCCAGCUCUAUCAGCUGAUCCCUCUGAUCCUGGGGAAUGUUCUCCUGAUCACUCUGAUAUUGGAGCAUCUGUUACAGCUCUGACAGUAGAUACAGAGUUUCCCUGUUCUGUAGAUGCCAAAUGUUUUACACAGAACACAAAGCUUAUUACCCAUCAUCCAGCUAAGGCAGGUGAGAGGCCACUGAUAUGUUCUGAGUGUGGGAAAUGUUUCGCAUUUAAAUCAGUUCUUGUUACACAUCAGAGAAGUCACACAGGUGAGAAGCCGUUUUCCUGUUCUGAGUGUGGGAAAUGUUUUACACAGAAUUCAGCUCUUGUUACACAUCAGAGAAGUCACUCAGGUGAGAAGCCGUUUUCCUGUUCUGAGUGUAGGAAAUGUUUUGCACGGAAAUCAGAUCUUGUUACACAUCAGAGAAGUCACACAGGUGAGAAGCCGUUUUCCUGUUCUGAGUGUGGGAAAUGUUUUACACAGAAAUCAGCUCUUGUUACACAUCAGAGUAGUCACACAGGUGAGAAGCCAUUUUCCUGUUCUGAGUGUAGGAAAUGUUUUCCACGGAAAUCAGCUCUUGUUGCACAUCAGAGAAGUCACUCAGGUGAGAAGCCGUUUUCCUGUUCUGAGUGUAGGAAAUGUUUUGCACGGAAAUCAGAUCUUGUUACACAUCAGAGAAGUCACACAGGUGAGAAGCCGUUUUCCUGUUCUGAGUGUGGGAAAUGUUUUGCAUUCAAAUCACAUUUUGAUAUUCAUCAGCAUACUCACACAGAUGAGAAGCCGUAUUCCUGUUCUGAGUGUAGGAAAUGUUUUCCACGGAAAUCAGAUCUUGUUACACAUCAGAGAAGUCACACAGGUGAGAAGCCGUUUUCCUGUUCUGAGUGUGGGAAAUGUUUUGCAUUCAAAUCACAUUUUGUUAUUCAUCAGCAUACUCACACAGGUGAGAAGCCAUUUCCAUGUUCUGAGUGUGGGAAAUGUUUUGCAGGGAAAUCAGAUCUUGUUAAACAUCAGAGAAGUCACACAGGUGAGAAGCCGUAUUCCUGUUCUGAGUGUGGGAAAUGUUUUACACAGAAAUCAGUUCUUGUUACACAUCAGAGUAGUCACACAGGUGAGAAGCCAUUUUCCUGUUCUGAGUGUAGGAAAUGUUUUCCACGGAAAUCAGAUCUUGUUGCACAUCAGAGAAGUCACACAGGUGAGAGGCCAUUUCCAUGUUAUGAGUGUGGGAAAUGUUUUACACAGAAAUCAGCUCUUGUUAGACAUCAGAGAAGUCACACAGGUGAGAAGCCAUACUUCUGUUCUGAGUGUGGGAAAUGUUUUGCACAGAAAUCACAUCUUGUUCUACAUCAGAGAAGUCAUACAGGUGAGAAGCCGUAUUCCUGUUCUGUGUGUGGGAAAUGUUUUGCAUGUAAAUCAAAUCUUGUUACACAUCAGAGGAGUCACACAGGUGAAAAGCCAUUUUCAUGCUGUGAGAGAAAUAAAUCCGCUCUUGUUGAACAUAUUAGACAUUACCCAAAUACGGAACCAUUUACAUCU
This is a messenger RNA of Pseudophryne corroboree (corroboree frog), 5925 nucleotides long. Its product is annotated as zinc finger protein Xfin-like. Gene Ontology annotation, biological process: regulation of transcription by RNA polymerase II. The record is from RefSeq and is a predicted model, not a curated record. Gene Ontology annotation, molecular function: RNA polymerase II cis-regulatory region sequence-specific DNA binding; DNA-binding transcription factor activity. The annotation marks the transcript as partial. The transcript has 12 exons. NCBI's taxonomy places the organism in Eukaryota, Metazoa, Chordata, Amphibia, Anura, Myobatrachidae.